Molecule: messenger RNA, 1455 nt
Organism: Kazachstania africana CBS 2517
Lineage: Eukaryota; Fungi; Ascomycota; Saccharomycetes; Saccharomycetales; Saccharomycetaceae
Gene: SET5
Product: S-adenosylmethionine-dependent methyltransferase
Exons: 1
Coding region: 1-1455 (484 amino acids)
Molecular function (GO): protein binding
Source: RefSeq, a predicted model, not a curated record
AUGCCAGUUACCAUUAAGACGUUAUUAUUAAACGAUGCUGUACCGUCGCAGCCUCCUGAUAGUGUCAAGCCAACUGUAAGGCAAAUAGUCGACGACGUUGUACUCCUAUGGAGAGAGGAGCCUUCCUCUGAAGGGUUAGAGAUUUCUCGACUGUACCAAAAAGUUCAGAAAAGGCAUGUAGAGUGGCAACUUGAGGAAGAUGUGCUGAGAGAUACUCUAAUAAAGCAUAGCUUAUAUUUUAACGAUGAGUCACAAUUGAAUACUUAUGAUGACCGAAUAGAAUUUCCCCCCAUUCUGCUAAAAAAGAGUUAUAAGAAGGUAGACAUUGCUUGCAAUAAUGAAGAAAGAAAACUGCUGGCAAAGACCGCUCUCGAUGUAGGUGAUUUGAUAUACACGGAAUCUUCUCCCAUUGUGGUAAUACCUCCAAUGGACAAAAUGGCCUUGAUUAAAAGUGGCAAAGCGUGUAUUUAUUGCGGGAACUCACUAAGUAACAUUAGUUCUCAUUUCAUUAUCAAAAAUGGCCUUGAUUGUAAUGAUUGUAAUGGUGUUUGGUGUACAAAGACGUGUAGAAAAAACGAUAUUAUUCAUUCUGCACUAUAUCAUGACAAAUCUAAAAAUAAGUCUAAAAUAACAAUUAAAUCUCACAACUGGAUACUAUUUGCAAAAUAUUGUCAAGAAAAAUUGUUUGUAGCUGCGUAUUCUGUUGGAAUCAUAUUUGCCAAAAUUCUACUUUCAAAUGAAGAAGAUUCGACAAAAACAAGGGCCCAAUUUGAAUCAUUGGCCCAAGUAUCACAAAGAAUUAGAAUAAAUUUGAGUGAUUCCACUAAUAUUGGUGGAACACUUGAUAUUACAAGCGGUGCAAUGGCAGUAGAUGAUCCGGAAUCUGUAUGGCAAGAAGCUUAUAGUCUAUUUACAAAGACUUUUCCGAUGCUUGAAGGUGAUAUCGAUUUGGAACGAUUUCUAUGUUAUAUAGGGAAGUUCAACAUAAAUCAAAUUUCCAAUCAGGUUUAUCAACUAACUUCUUUAGCGAAUCAUAGUUGUGAACCUAAUGCCCGCUACGAGAUCGAUAGCAAGUUAGAAUUGAAAGUGUAUGCUAGAAGAAAAAUCAAGCCAGGAGAGGAAAUAUUUCUCACAUAUGUUAAUCCAUUACAUGGUGUGAAUUUAAGGAGAAGAGAAUUGAGAGUGAAUUGGGGGUUUUUGUGUAAAUGUAGUCGUUGCCUGAAAGAGCUUAAGUACUCGAAAUUGCGCAUCAACUCUGAGACAUCUCAAUUGAAAGUUUUGGACGAAAAGAAAAGAAGAAAAUCAUCAAUGAAAAGUAGAAGACCCGAUUUAACAGAGCUGCUGAAAAAUCCACAAGAAUUUGAUUUAGAAAUACCUGAAACCUUAGGUUUUGGUGGGAGAAGACGGACCUCUGUCCGAUUUGACAGCAAUGUAACUUUUGCAGUUGAAGAAUGA